CGCCGGGACAAGAUGGCGGAGCGGGAGCGGGGCGGGAGGUCGGGCCGGGGGCCGCAGGUCCUGGUCAUCCCCCGCAGCGCGGCCGAGGAGCAGCGGCUGAAGCUGGAGCGCUUAAUGAGGCACCCGGAGAAACCAGUUUCAAUCUCCGAGAAACCCAAGGAAUGGGCUCCACGGCCGCCCCCAGAGUUUGUUCGUGACGUUAUGGGAUCAAGUGCUGGUGCAGGGAGUGGAGAGUUCCAUGUCUACAGACAUCUUCGUCGCAGGGAGUACAUGAGAGAGGAAUUCAUGGAGAAGCAGGCAGCCCAGCAACGUCUGGACGAUGAGUUCCAGAAGAAACUAGACGAGAACAAGAGAGUGGCUGAAGAGAGGACAGAGAAACGCAGGAAGAAACGUCAGAAGUUAAAGCAAAAGAAAAUAUUGGCAAAGAAAGCCAAGCAGGAGGAGACGAAAGCAAUAGAUGGGUCCAAAACUUCAAGCAGUGGUGAAGACGAGGAGGUGGAAAGUCCAGAGGAGAAGGCAGAUGAUUCAGAAGCAUCGAGCUUUAUCAUGGGUGGCCGAUGACUUGAUCCCAAAUGGGCCCGUGUGUCUGUGUGCUGGAACUCCCUCACCAACGGAAUGAGUGAUAAUGUUUCAGGGACUUGAACCAAGUUGCCUUUUCUGUGCAUGGGGCAAGCCAAACGUCUGCAUUCACUUCAUGUAAUUUUCUGCUAUAUUUGAUAUUCAAAUAGAAAAUGCAUUGCCAUGUUCUGAAUAUUGUGGAAUAUUUAAUGUAGAAAGUUAACAUUUUACAUGGUUUUGUGGUUUAAAUGUAUAUAUUGAGCUUAGUAAAAUUCUAACUAAAUAAUGCUGUUGUAAAUCAGAUAUCUGAUUUUUUUUUGUAAAACAAAGAAGCUUUUCAAUGCACUGCCCCCUCCUUUCAUUCCUUCCUAAAAUAUCCCCAUUUCUGCAUGACCCCACCCUACUGGAUCUGGCCUCUGCCACU
Pristis pectinata (smalltooth sawfish) is the source of this 982-nucleotide messenger RNA. It is a transcript of the gene prkrip1, whose product is annotated as PRKR interacting protein 1. The record is from RefSeq and is a predicted model, not a curated record. The coding region runs from base 13 to 561 and encodes 182 amino acids. The transcript has 6 exons. NCBI's taxonomy places the organism in Eukaryota, Metazoa, Chordata, Chondrichthyes, Rhinopristiformes, Pristidae. Gene Ontology annotation, cellular component: nucleolus. Gene Ontology annotation, molecular function: double-stranded RNA binding; protein kinase binding; protein kinase inhibitor activity. Gene Ontology annotation, biological process: negative regulation of protein kinase activity.